UUUACAGCAGAGGUGCAGGCGGUGGAUGGUGGGCCCGGUGUCGGUGUCGGCAGCACGGUCAGGCUCUGGUCAGUGGAUGCCUGCUUUGGUAUUGAAUGACAUUGAAACACUUGAGAACCCGAAGCGUCACUCGAACGGUGACGUAGGGGCUUGCAGUGGGCGGGGCUUGUGACUAAUGUCUCCGGUGGUUCUCCGACAGAACCGGUGUGACGGCUGCUCCUCAUUCAUCAGCGGGACGGUGAGCUUCGUGCAGCGUUGCGAUCCCGUCCGCCACUCUGUCUGUUCCGGCAUCUGACACCGAGGACACCGCCGCCGGCCACCAUCCGCGGUUCUGAUGAAUUCCUAAUGGUUCCUCACUUUGGAGAAUUUCCUGAGGAACAAGACAUCUUCUGGAUCUUCAACGAAUGGCACGAUCGCUUGGCGCUGCUCCCGACACCGCCCACACCUGCCUGCCUACCCGCUCCCUGCUGGACAUAAACCUUUGGGUUCCUCAGCUUUAACUGGUCACCAGCAGGAUCCCAGCCCAUAGACCAAACUUCAACCUCCCCUAACACAUUGCUGCAGGAUGAAGAUUGAUACCAACCUGACCAUUCCUCAGCUUCCUGAGGCCCUCUCCCAAGCUGGUCUUCAGUUUGCUAUUGCCACUGAGGAGGACUUUGAUGAAAUUAUGGCAAUGAGCAAGGACAUCUAUGGUGGUCUGGACUACCUUCCCACCAGAUACACCAGCUGGCUCCAGGAAUCCAACCGCACAGUUAUUCUGGCACGCAAAGAGGGGAAAGUGAUUGCUCUGGAAUCAGUGUGUGUGAUUGAUGACGGGGAGACGAUGCUUGUGGAAGGUCUCCGUGUCGCUCCUCAGGAAAGGGGGAAGGGCAUAGCGGGAGUUCUGCUGCGCUUCUGCUCCGAGUUGGUCAAAUCCAAGUAUCCAGAUGUAAAAGUGACCCGCCUGACUCGUGACGAUCAGCUUGGGCCCAAGGACUUUGAAAAGUAUCGCAUCAUCACCAAGCAGGGCAUUCUGCUGGUGCGUUUCAGAGCUGAAGAACUCAAACUGCGACUUCGCGAAAUUAUUCCGAGUGCCGGCAUUCGUUCUUCACAGCAGCCCGGUCCUCCUCCUGUGCUUCUCGAUCAAACAUCUAUCCAUCAGCUCUACCUGACCACUGACUUGAUGCACGACGUGCUUCCUAACGCCACCAUCAUUCAAGACUGGCAGCCAUUCAAGCUUCUACCGAGCAACGUUGCGAUCCUGCUGAAGAAGGAAAUCGACUGGCUGGUGGAUGAUGUGUCCAGUCCGACUGUGGCCAGCCUCUGUACCUUCCCUUUCAAGGUGCCCAUUGGAGAUGAUUGGUAUUACCUGAACAUUGACAUGUUUGGUAAAGACCUGAGUUUGGCUCAGCAGCAGUUCCUGCGCCACCUUCAGCGCCACACAAACCACCUGAAGGGUCAUGUGAUGUGCCAGAUAUUCCUGGAGCCUGGUCUUUGGAGGCCCAUGACUGAUUUCUGUCAGAACACUUUAAAUGUAGAUUUGGUGAAAGAGUACACUGAGCAAUGUGUGGUGGAGUCAGAUCUGAUCUAGCAGAAGAAGUUAAACGAGGUAAAGACGGAAGAAAGGAAGAAAGAAAAAAAUAGAAUUCAAAUACACUAAAAUAAAAAAAUUUAAAAAAACAUUUUUUUUUGGACAGAAAGAUACUAAGAUAAAAAAGUAUAUUUUAACAAACAUACAUGCUGAUAUAUUUUAUUCAAUGGAAAGUGAACACUUAGGGGGAUCAUUAAUGCUGCAUAGUCAAAAGAGUUUCCUGCAGGUCAAUAGCACAAAUAUUUUUGGCAGGGUUGUUCUGAACGGAACCUUGCAUAAAGUUCAAUGCAUGCAAAGUUAGAGACUUCUAGUGCUAAAUCUGAGGAAAAUUGACAUUUUCAUUGUGUCAGUAUGUUUGAGACAAAAAAACAACUAAAUAGUAAAUCUAGUGUAAGACAAAAAUCAUAACCUUCUUAGCUUAUUAGUGUACUUGAUGUUAGCUCAAUUUUGUACAUCCCGUUUGUUUUAAAGAGUUAAGAGGAAUGGAAAGAGUUGUUUCGCUGGUAGCAAUAAUGCAUUCUAGAAAUAGUACAAGUGUUCUUUUAUUUUUGAAGAGAUAACAAUCCCUUUACCUCAUUUUCAAACCUUCUUCUUCUUCUGCUCUUUCUGUAAAAACUGAAACUUUAUAUAUGUUUAAAGGCUGAGUUGGGGUUACUAAGUCUGCACAAGUUUAAAGGCACUUUAACAAAAACAAUGGAGGUGUUGAAUUAUGAGAAGGGAUAGUUCAGGAUCAAAUAAGAAUUACAGAUUCCCUUCAUUCCGGUAGUCGCAACAAUAACUAGGGUUAGGAAUAUCAGUUUAAAUGUGCAUUAAAAUUAUGUUAAUAUGCUCUGAUAUAAAUACCUGAUAGGUUUAGGGGUCUUCUGAACUUGACAAAAUGCUCUACAAGUAGAAACCAUUUUUAAAUUUCACUUGGGGCCAGAUGCUUCUUCCCCUUUUUUCAAGUUUUUGACUGUAAAAUAUGUAUGUAACAAAUCUAAUGUAAAAGAGUCACUUCAUUGGUACAGUGUUGUGCUAGGUAAUCUUAAAAAAAAAGAAAAAAAAAAGUACUCCGAUCCAGCUUUAUUUAUGUUUUAAAUUCAGUUUGGCCUGCUGCACUGCAGCUGGUCCUCCUCUGUCCGGCAACACAACGCGGACGGAAAGUUUAAAAGUGUUUGUUUAUUCUGUUACUAGUUUUGAUGAGCCUCCAGUUAAUAUUCUCGCUUGUAAAGAAAGAAUAUUAUAUUUAACAGGCGAUAAAAAGAGGGAUUAAAAAAACCUAAUCCAAUAAUCCCAACGUGCGUCCUUCCAGAGACGCGUCAAAACCCGCCUGUCAGAGUCUGCGGCUAAACGCACGCAGACUCUGAGCAGUCGGUCGGAUCACGGCAAAGGAAAACACUGCGCUUCUGUUAAAUGGCAUCAGGCUGCGCACCCAAUCACACACACACACACACACACACACGAAAUAUACAUAUUCUUAAGAAGUGUAUGUUUUAUUGUUCUGAUUUAAGAUUUCUCGUUUUCACUCCGAUAUUGAACUGCUCCCACUGAGAACUCUGCUCUCACACUGAUUUUAGUGCCUCUUGCACAAAUGCAUUCUGCUGUUUGUCAGAAAGCUCCACAGAUGUGCACUCUCAUGUUUGUCCUCUAUGGAUCAACAUUACCGAUACAGGCAUUAAUAUUAGUUCUGGAUCGAUACUAGAGUGGUACUAUUACUUUAUUAGUGUUGUCCUGUUUAUUAGUUUUUUUUUCUUUACUUGCAGUAAGUUUAACAGUAGACUUCCUUCCAUAAGUGCAAGCAGCCUCUCAUGUACAGCCGCAGCUGAACACACGUCUGGGUUUUCGACAGGAAUUUGAUCCCAAACGCGCAACCAAUCCGUUCUGAAACGUUUAGCACUGAUGGAGGUAAAAUCUCAUGUUUUACCUCAUUAAGCAAUGACGCUGGUACAAAGUACCUGUUUUGGACGCUCUGCUCUUUGUGUUUUACAUGUAAAUAAAACAUAACAUAAAGCCACCGCAGCUUUGCUCUGUUUAGCAGCUCCCGAGUUAGGACGGAUUUUUACAUCAACUUAAAAUCCAGCGUCUUCCUGAUCUGGUGACAGCCAGGAUUCUGGUGUCAUACCGAUUCUUGCACCAUUUUUUUUUUUUUACCCAGUGCUCUCGGCUGAGAUUUAAGUAGGUCAGGCUCUUCAACUGGUUAACGUUGUGAUCAUGAUAAAAUUGACAUUGCCAGGUUUAAUCGCCACUGUUUCAAAACACGAGAGACUGAAUGAAAACCUUUGUAUCUCUUCCCAUUCUAUGUAUCAUUAAGGAUUGCAAUGAAGGCUUUUUAAAAUGCAUUUUUCUCAGGCUUAUCCGUCUGUACUUCUCUACAAACUGCAGCACUGCAGACAGACAGGAGGCCUGUUGAUUACAGCUGAAGGGCAACAUAGUGGUUUGAUUUAAAGGCGCAGUAUUAUGUCUAAAUUGACUUCUUGAGCUUUACGUCAUGGUGCGGUGUCAUUCCCUCAUCAAAAACGUGCCCAUAGAGUUGCUUUGAUUCUUUCAUGAAUGUUUGAGAAAUCCUUGAACUUCCCAUGGCAACCGUUCAGGUUUUUAAGACGCCUGGGGGAACUAAAGGCUGCCUUUCACGCACAGCUCCUCUCCAGAGAUGUAGUUUCCAAGCUUCUGCAUUACAGUGCUCUCUGCUCCUUCAAACUAGCAGCAGCAAUUAGCAAACACAUCUGUUCAGCUCAUUAUAUGAACUAUUUCUCAGUUCAGUCGUCUGAUGAACGUUUGCGAACGCUUCACAGCGUAAUGUUGACGCGCUGGAGGCAAAGUGUGGGAAAGAGCAGGAACGUCUUAAAAAGGCAGAGGCCCAGUUACAAGAGGCUAAAUUACAAAGUCAAACUUCUCUCGAGUUAUGUUUGAUGUAUACAGUAGUUUUAUAAUAAGUGAUAGUGACAGUUACUGUGUGCCUAUAGAAAACACAUAAUACUGCUCCUUUAGAGGUUGAACAAGUUCACAGUUAAAAAAAGAACUCUGAUCAGUCCAGGCAGAGAAAGACAGCAAAUUAUUAGAUGUGAACAUCGCCUCUCUUUUCCUGCAGCCAUUUACUUACACUUCUAAUAAAUCUAUUUUUAAUCAGAACACUGGCCAACAUGUGCAGUGUUUUAGGAGAAGGGAAACGUAUUUGUUCUGCACAGUUGCCAUUAGAAGCCACUGUGGGCGGUUUUAGGAGUCAGGUCAGCUUUGAGGUGGAAGGACGGAGUGAUGAAGGUGUGUGCCUUGUCCUGCUAUUUAAAUGUUUUUUUUUAGCAUGUCAGUUGUUUUUUUGCAAUUUAAAAAGGGGACUAUUCAAAGUUUUUAAAAUUGUUUGAUAUUUCUAAAAACCCAUCUUAAAUAAGCUCUGUAAGUACAUAGUUCAUCGUAGUUACUAUUUUUGAAAAUUUGCUGAAUACAUUGGUUGUUUUUUUUGAAGACAUAUAGCUGCCAUUAUUCAGGUUACCAACGGAGGUAACAUGGAGUGUGUUGUUCUGUUUGGACUCAUGAAGCUCACACCCAUUUUAUCAGCUCCAUGCACUGUAUUCACACUGUAUUUAACUUUAUUUCUUUGAGUCAAAACAAGAAGUAUCUGCAAAUUGAUUCUUAAAAUAUUUAAACAUUAUUUUACAUGUUGUUUCACCAGCAAUGGAAGAGAAAUAAAAACAAGGAGACAGCAUAUAUCUCUGUAGUGAUUUGACAGUAUUUGUUCAGACGUUCAACAUGUGAAAUGUAACAGGACCACCAUCAUGUCUCCCUUUCAUCACACAUUUCCCUAUUAAAGUCACCUUGGUAGAUUGUUCAAGUUCCUUCUGCAGGUGUGACUGGCAAAUGUUCUGAUAAAGCAGUUUCUGUCGCUUAGUUACCCUCGUGACUAAAACAAUUCCUAAUUGUGCUCUGCCUCCUUUUACAUCACUGCCGAAGACGCUUAGACAAACUACCUUUUACUGAUCUACGACACUCUCACAUCCCAUAAAAAAUUUAUUUCGUUCUGGUUAAAUAAAGCAAAUUAGCAAAUCUA
This is a messenger RNA of Xiphophorus couchianus (Monterrey platyfish), 5591 nucleotides long. RefSeq names its product N-acetyltransferase 16 (gene nat16). The record is from RefSeq and is a predicted model, not a curated record. Bases 566 to 1570 code for a protein of 334 amino acids. The transcript is spliced from 6 exons. Lineage: Eukaryota; Metazoa; Chordata; Actinopteri; Cyprinodontiformes; Poeciliidae. Gene Ontology annotation, molecular function: acyltransferase activity, transferring groups other than amino-acyl groups.